Molecule: messenger RNA, 1053 nt
Organism: Theileria orientalis strain Shintoku
Lineage: Eukaryota; Apicomplexa; Aconoidasida; Piroplasmida; Theileriidae
Product: ubiquitin regulatory protein
Exons: 3
Coding region: 1-1053 (350 amino acids)
Cellular component (GO): endoplasmic reticulum
Molecular function (GO): ubiquitin binding
Source: RefSeq, a predicted model, not a curated record
AUGAUUUUCUUGGACAAUAUAUUUAAAUUUGUUAAUUUAGUUUUUAAAACAAUUUUUGAGCUUUUUCAAGUUUUGUUAAGGAGGUUUUGGUCGUUUAUGUCCAUAUCUCCUUCCAAUAUACUGGACCAAUAUGAAAAUAAAUAUGGUUCAAUUCAUCCUAAAAUAUUCAUAGGAUCAUUUGAAGAAGUUAAAAAAUUAUCUUUACAAACAGGCAAAUUAAUUGUUUUAUACAUACACUCUGAAAACUAUGAUAAAAUAUGCAAAGAAAUGUUUACAAACCAAUUAAUAAUGGAAAUAAUAGACUCAAAUUUUAUUCUCUAUAUCGAGUUGUUUAAAGGGCCUCGAAUGAGGAAGUUGAUGGAGAUAACAAAUACACUGUUAUUACCACACAUUUCAGUACUAGCGUUCCAUAACAUGAGUAGAUAUACAAUGGUCAAUAGACUAGACGGAAAUUUUGAUGUAGAUGCACUGAUUUCAAUGCUAUUAUCGAGCGUAGAUUAUAAACCAGUGAGUCCAGUGGAAAGUUCAAGAAGAGUAAUAGAAGAACAAAACGAAGAGUACAGAAGAGCAGUGGAAAUAGAUUCAAUAAAAUUUAAAGAAAAGGAAAUAAGGCGACAAGACGAAGUUAGAAGAAGAAAAACACUGGAAACAAAGCAAAAUCAGAAGAGAGAAAAGAAACAGAAAAUAUUGAACGAUAGAAAAGAAAUGGCAAACAAGUAUAAGAUGGUAAACAGAACAGGAGAUGUUAAAAUAAGAGUGAAGCUGCCAAACGGCAACUCGAUAGAAACUCUGUUUAACAGAGACGACACAGUACAACAAAUAUACGAUUGGGUCGAGGUAUCGGACUUUUUGGGAGAAGAGAACGAGUCGGCGGCCCCGGCGGGCGCGAACUCGGAGCACAAGUACAAAAUACCGUACAACUUCAACCUGUACAUACCGCACCCGUCAAAGCUGCUAUCGGACAAGGAGUUGACGCUAGGAGAGGCUAAUUUGGCCCCAAGUUCCCUGCUGAUGUUGACGUCGCUGGACGACACGUCGGACGAGGAGUUUUAG